CCGGGGCUGGGGUUGCGGAUACCGCACCCUACAGACGCUAUGCUCGUGGCCAGAUGGCCAAACUGCGGGCGUACCCACGUUGGUGGACGUGCAGAUGGCACUGGAGGACAUGGGCGACAAGCCCCCUGGGUUUCGGGGCUCCCGCAGCUGGAUCGGUUGCGUAGAGGCCAGUCUCUGUCUCGACCACUUCAGAGGGCCCCAGGGGCGCCUAUGCCACGUUCCCCGUGGAGCUGGGCUUCGGGGGGAACUGGAGAGGCUUUAUUCCCACUUCACAGGAGGUGGGGGGCCUGUAAUGGUUGGGGGGGAUGUGGAUGCACGGUCCAAAGCCUUGCUGGGAGUCUGCCUGGGGCCAGGCAUUGAAGCCUACGUCCUAGUAUUGGACCCUCACUGCUGGGGUGCUCCGAAAAACCCCAGUGAACUACAGGCUGCUGGGUGGGUGGGCUGGCAGGAGGUGAACACAACUUUUGACCCCAACUCCUUCUACAACCUGUGUUGGACCAGCCGUAACUCUGAAAAAUAGCUGCCCGUCCAGAACUGAGGCAAAGUCCCUGGAACUGAGACUCUGGUCCCUCACACUCACCUACCUAUUCUCAAAAGGCAGAGGCUUAGACAAUGCCCAAUGUUAAGCCUCCAGGAAGCCCCAGUAGAGCCUGGGACCAUUGGCAUCAAUAAAAUGGCAAGGCCCAGCUU
Molecule: messenger RNA, 690 nt
Organism: Artibeus jamaicensis (Jamaican fruit-eating bat)
Lineage: Eukaryota; Metazoa; Chordata; Mammalia; Chiroptera; Phyllostomidae
Gene: UFSP1
Product: UFM1 specific peptidase 1 (inactive)
Exons: 1
Coding region: 95-520 (141 amino acids)
Source: RefSeq, a predicted model, not a curated record